UUGCUUAAAAUGGUCUUGCAAUGACAUGUAGCCUCUGUCAUGAGAGGGGUCACAACAAAAGAGGGUGUCCAAAGAGUGAUAGACUUGGUGCUAGUUCAUCAACAGCUGCUGCAAAACCAUCAGUUUCAGGAAAGGGAAGAAGCAGACCAAAGAAAUCAAGUACUAAUGAAGAUGAACCUACUGUAAAAAGAGGAAGAGGUAGACUAAGGAAAACAACUAAUGCAUCUGCUGCUAAUGCACCUGAUACUGCAGUAAGUGCAUCUGUUGGUGUUGAAUUUCCAUCAACUUCUUCACUUGGCAGUUGGUUUACCUAUUCUGCUCCUAGUUCUGCACCUCCUGAUACAGUAGUUAAUACUUCUGCUGCUGCUGGAAUUUUAUCAACAACUGGAGGCAGGGGAAGAGGAAGAGGAAGGGGAGGAAGGUCCACAACACAUCAUUCACUUGAAAGUUGGUUUUCAUAUUUAGCUCCAAUUGCAUCUGAUAUUGUAUAUGCUGCACCUAGUUCAUCUACUGCUACUAGAGGAAGGGGACAGGGUAUUGGAAGCUCAACACCAUAUAAAAGGCCAAGACUGAUGGGAAUGAGUGUGUUUCAAGCUAAGAAUGGCUUCACAGCUAUUAAUCCUGGGCUGCCAAGUAGCAGAAUAGUAUCCACUAGAUCAUCAAUAAAGAUUACAAGAUCAGCUGUUGUUACUGGUGGUAUUGGUUUCAAACCAACAAGUGGACUGAAGUGGAAAGGAAAACAAGCAAUUACAACAAAAAGGCUUCAAGAAAUUAGAGACAAAUCAAGGAAUGCUGGUUCACAGCCAAAAGAACCAUGGAAAUUAUAGUGUUGAUAGGGCCCUAUUGUUUUUAGUUCUAUCUAGAAUGGUGUUUUUGUUGUUAUGAAGCUGCUGAAAUUUUUGAAGUGUUGUUAGAAUUAUGGAACAUUGGUAUUCAAAUGUACUAUUGUUUGUGUUGUUGAAAACAAAUGUGUUGUGUAUGAAAUAGUACUGAAAGUGUUAUGUUGGAAACUAAUGUUUUGUUAUUAGAUU
Molecule: messenger RNA, 1031 nt
Organism: Nicotiana tabacum (common tobacco)
Lineage: Eukaryota; Viridiplantae; Streptophyta; Magnoliopsida; Solanales; Solanaceae
Source: RefSeq, a predicted model, not a curated record